Messenger RNA from Venustampulla echinocandica, 996 nucleotides. RefSeq lists its product as uncharacterized. NCBI's taxonomy places the organism in Eukaryota, Fungi, Ascomycota, Leotiomycetes, Helotiales, Pleuroascaceae. The record is from RefSeq and is a predicted model, not a curated record. Bases 1 to 996 code for a protein of 331 amino acids. The transcript has 5 exons.
AUGAAGUCGCUCACUGCAGCCCUCGGGCUCAUCGCACCUGUUCUGGCUGGCCUUCGUUUCCCAUGCUCGACUUUGACCUUUCAACGCCUUGAUCCUGUCGUCCAGCCAGGCUCAAACCCGUCCGCUCAUGUUCAUCACAUCGUGGGUGGAAACGCCUUCAACGCCACUAUGACAGGAGAUGUUAGCCAGAGGGCCACCUGCACUACCUGCCAAAUGGCGGAGGACUUCUCUAAUUACUGGACUGCCACCUUGUACUUUAAGAAUCCUACCAACGGGUCCUACCACCGUGUUCCCGUUGUUCCUGUUCAACCUCUGUUGGGAAAUUCGAACGGUGCCGAAGGUGGAAUUACUGUCUACUAUACCCAGUUUGACUUAUCUAAGGAUAACCUGAAGCAACAGCCAAUCAAAAGCUUCCAACCAGGCUUUCGCAUGACGGUGGGCAGCCCAACUAAAACCUCACAACCGCAAAUCGGCCUACGUUACCAAUGCCUGCAAGGGAAUAACAGAGGUGCAGAGAUGCCCGACUUCCCCACCAAGCCAUGCUCAGGCGGUUUAUUCACUACUCACCACUUCCCUGCGUGUUGGGACGGCAAGAACCUUGAUAGCCCAGACCACCAGUCUCACAUGUACAACACUAUCAAGUUGGAUGGUUUCACGAACGCCCCAGCAUGCCCUUCCUCCCACCCUGUCCGUGUACCACAAGUGACCUACGAGACCACCUGGGAUACGACCAAGUUCAACAGCAUGUGGCCUUCAGGCGGCCCUAACCCUUUUGUGUGGAGCUUCGAGGGUAGUGGGUACGGUACCCACGCUGAUUAUAUGUUCGGCUGGAAGGGCGAUGCGCUCCAGCGUGCUAUGGACAAGUCCGAGUGCUUCUACGACGGCUGCGGUUCUAUUACGAAGCAGGCCAUGGCUACCGCCAACCAGUGUACCAUCAAAGACAUGGUUCAUGAGGAAACUGUAGGAUGGCUUACACAGCUCCCACGCAUGGACUAA